Molecule: messenger RNA, 2865 nt
Organism: Passer montanus (Eurasian tree sparrow)
Lineage: Eukaryota; Metazoa; Chordata; Aves; Passeriformes; Passeridae
Gene: TRAM1
Product: translocation associated membrane protein 1
Exons: 11
Coding region: 576-1442 (288 amino acids)
Biological process (GO): SRP-dependent cotranslational protein targeting to membrane, translocation; protein insertion into ER membrane
Cellular component (GO): endoplasmic reticulum membrane
Source: RefSeq, a predicted model, not a curated record
GGGCGGCGGGGUUACGUGGCAGCCGGCGAGGGAGGGAGGGAGGAGUGCGCGGCACGGCGGGGAGGGGGCGGGGGGCGAGGCCCGGCCGCCACAGCCGAUCCCCCGCUCUUUGUGUGCGCGGCCCCGCCGGCACUACGGCUCCCGGCGGGCGGCGCGGCGGGAAGGGAAGAGGGGAAGGCAGCGGUGACGUGUCCUUAGGGCCGCCGCUCGGGUCCCCCCGCCCGCGGAGCAUCCCGCGGCUGCCGGCGGCUCCAGGCGCCGCGCGGCUGGGCUGGGCACCCCGCCGCCUCCUCCCGUCGCGGAGAUGCGCCGCGGUUCGGCAGCGGCGGAGGGGAGCCCUCCCUGCGGCCUGAGGGCCGGCCCUGCUGCAGGCCCUCCGCUCUCUGGGCCCCCAUGUUGAAUGCAGAUGCUUUAAAACGCGCCUUUUCGGCGCUGGAAAGAUUACAGCAAAAGCAGCCGUCAUUUUUGUUACACUUCAGUAUAAUGUUACCAUUCCUGCCACAGAAGAACAAUCUGCAGAAACAAUCUCUCUCUAUUACUAUGGCAUCAAAGACUUGGCUACAAUUUUCUUUUACAUGCUGGUAGCAAUAAUCAUACAUGCUAUAAUUCAGGAGUAUGUACUGGAUAAAAUUAACAGGAAAAUGCACUUUUCAAAAACAAAGCAUAGCAAGUUCAAUGAGUCUGGGCAACUUAGUGCAUUCUACCUUUUCUCCUGUGUUUGGGGAACGAGUAUUCUUGUCUCUGAGAACUAUAUAUCAGAUCCAACCUCUCUGUGGAGGGACUAUCCACACGCUCUGAUUCCGUUUCAAAUGAAGUUUUUCUACAUCUUACAGUUGGCAUACUGGUUUCAUGCUUUUCCAGAACUGUACUUUCAGAAAACUAAAAAAGAAGAUAUCUUUCGCCAGAUUGUCUAUAUUGGACUUUACCUCUUUCACAUUGCUGGAGCCUAUCUCCUGAAUCUGACCCAUCUUGGACUUGUUCUGCUGGUAUUGCAUUACUUCGUUGAAUUUCUUUUCCACAUAUCCCGUCUUUUCUACUUCAGUGAUGAAAAAUACCAGAAAGGAUUUUCACUGUGGGCAGUUCUUUUUGUUUUGGGAAGGCUUCUCACCUUGAUUCUCUCAGUCCUCACUUUUGGCUUUGGACUGGCAAGAGCAGAAGAUCAGCAGCUGAAUUUCAGUACUGGGAACUUUAAUAUCCUGGCUGUUAGAAUCAGUGUGCUGGCCUCCAUCUGCAUGACCCAAGCAUUUAUGAUGUGGAAGUUCAUUAAUUUCCAGCUUCGGAGGUGGAGAGAGCAUUCUUCUUCUCAGCCUCAGUCAGUGAAAAAGAAGUUUGUAUCAGCUAAAGGAAAGACCUCCAGAAAAGAAAGAGAAAAUGGAAUAAAUGGAACAGUGACCUCAAACGGAGCAGACUCGCCUCGCAGCAGGAAGGAUAAAUCCUCGUAAAACUGGGUUUUAUUAAGUUAAUUGACUAAUGUCCCCAAAGAAUCUGCUUUUUACAUGGAUGGCCCUUCAGCACUAGAGAUAUUAUGGAUUAAAGAAAAUGCAAUUCAUGUUUUUUGAUUAUUGCUGUUGUUUUGAGAAACUUUUUUUAAAAAACCAUUUUGACAAAGGAAAAAGGUUUAUCUCUCUUCAAAUACUUGGGGGGAGGAUUCAACACUUUUUAAAACACAUUGAAGCUUUUUUAAAUAUUUACUGUGAUGAAAUAACUUACUUAAUGAGGAUCACUGUUGCAGUGUAUUAUUUCCUUCCAGUUUUUGUAAUCUUGGUGAUACUGUUCUACCAGCUUCACUUUUUCCAAGUUCCUCAAAAAGUAUUGCAAAAUUGAAGUAAAAACAUUGUAUGCAUAUUCAGAUACUCUGGGUUUUCAAUUAAUUACCUUGAUUCAAAUUUACAUUUCAAUUUGGGAUUCCAAGACCACACCAAUAGACCUCUUUAUUUGGUAGUUACUAUAGCUGCACAAUGUCUGCUCUAGGAAUUGCCCCAUAUCAUUAAAACAAAACUGAACUAAUUGGAAACGUUGCAGAGUCUUAUUGUUUGUUGGUUAGAAAUCUCUUACAAGGAACACAACACUUUUUUGAGAUAUAGCUUUUAGCACCUGAAAAUUAGAAGGGAGCGUGUACAGUCAUAGAAAAAGUUGAUUUGAUAGCACUGUCCACUUCUGUCUGUGCUUUUGAGGUGUACGUAUCUUGGAGAAUUGGUGUGCAUUGGACCUUCUUUGAAAACUUGUCUGAUUUUACGGGUGGAGGUUAUUACAAUGUGCUGUGUUUGUUUUGGGAGGCAGUCAAUGCUCCAUGAAGAGGGAAUUAGGUAAAUGGAUCAAGUGAUGAGCAACAUUCCUUUAUUCUAACUGCUUUGCUUUCUUUCACCUCUGUUAGGAAAUAGUUUGAUUUCUCCUAUAUAUAUUUUUAUGAAAAAAAUAUUUAAAAGCUACAGCUUCUUAAAACUGAUUUAUUGUGACCUCUGCUACAACUAGAAAAAUCUAAAUUUAAGAAUUUUUCCAUUAUCUUUCAUAAUUGUAUUCAAUGUGAAACCUUGUCCAGUUAGUUUUCCAGUUUAGUAUGCAGAUAAUGUUUCCUCUGUACACUUUUGUAAUGGGUAUAAUUCAACCUGUUUCACUUGAGAGUAAGUGAGGCAGUUAUUGCAGUCCUAAGAAGAAGUUGCUGAAUUAGUCUGUCAAGUUAACCCAAGUAUUGAACUGCUUAUUGAUUGAGGAGUAAUUAUGAGCAAUCAAGCUGAUAAAUAAAAUAAUUUUAAUUAAAAGCUGUUCUUAUAAUGGAGUUUAUACCGAACAAAAUGAUAAAUCUGCAUUCUGUAUUUUCUACAGUCCAAUUGCUUACUAUUCAGAAUAAACAUUCUAGUACAAAAA